Hydra vulgaris (swiftwater hydra) is the source of this 1554-nucleotide messenger RNA. Its product is annotated as synaptotagmin-2. Lineage: Eukaryota; Metazoa; Cnidaria; Hydrozoa; Anthoathecata; Hydridae. Gene Ontology annotation, biological process: calcium-ion regulated exocytosis; regulation of dopamine secretion; cellular response to calcium ion. Gene Ontology annotation, molecular function: SNARE binding; clathrin binding; calcium-dependent phospholipid binding. The record is from RefSeq and is a predicted model, not a curated record. Gene Ontology annotation, cellular component: plasma membrane; exocytic vesicle.
AAAAAAAAAAAGUUUAUACUUACGUUUGAGAAAUAUUUUUCGUUACAAAAGAUAUAAAUUUUUUAUUUUACCAAGUUCACAGAAUUGAAUGUAUAUAAAAAAAAAAAGAUAAAAAAAUGGACUUAAUUGUUUACAUGUGAGUAGUAAAGUUCGUUUAGUGUAUAUAGUAAAUCAAUGCCGUUAAAACAUAAAACAAUUGAAGACAAAUGUAAUCCUCGAAAUAAAUGUAAAGUCAACUAAAAAUUGUUAAUUUUUAUAAAAUAAUAUUUAAUGAGAAGCAAUGGCCGAACAAGAUAUAAGUAGUUUUAAAAAACACUUAAUGGUUUGGACCAUGCUUUGCACGACAGCGGGGCUUUUGUUUUGGAUUUUUAAAAAGAUUAUGUCUAAAAGAGAGGAAUAUUUAAAGCAAGAAGAAGCUGCUAAACAAAAGCGUCACGCAAACCUUGCUAUUAUGGAAGAGCAAGAAAAAAUAAAAACAAACGACGAAAAACCAUCAAAUAAAACCGACAUGCAAAAUGAUACAAUACAAUACACUCAAUACCAAGAGUUCCUACCUGAUAACUUAUGGAAAAAAUUUUCUUUAACAAGUGAAAGUAGGGAAAUUCAGAAGUAUGACUUAUCUUUUGAAAGCAAUCCGGCACAAGUUGAAGUUUUAAUUUAUUACCAAUCUUUUGUAAAGUUGUUUCGUAUUGUAAUACUAACGGUAAAAAACCUUGAAAAAUUUAUAACUAACGAUAGUAACAAGAUAAGAGUCAAAGUCAUCCUCCGACGCUCAAACGAAACAAAAUACUCAGAGUCAUCACAGUUAUAUCCAAUAGCAGAGACGGUCCCAAUUAAAGAAAAUUUUUCAGUUCAAAUGGAUACUUUAGAUUUUUACGGAUGUGUACUAUACAUAACUGUUUGGAGUAUUGAUGUUUUUUACAGAGAACUACUUUUAGGUGCUAUAUCAAUUGACUUGAAUUCCUAUAAUCACAAUUUAAAGAAAAACUUUUAUGGAGAUGUUCUCCCUGUUAAGAAGGACACAAAAGUUUACGGUCACUUACUUGUUUCUCUUUGUCAUAUACCUUCAACUGAGCGACUAACAUGCGUUGUUAUCAGUGGGAAAAAUUUUACUGGAGACGCGAACAGCGCUUCAAUUCUUAACAAGGCAAUCAAUCCCUAUCUUGACAUAUCUCUUUUAAAUGAUGGAAAGUUAAUAAAAAAUCACACAACAUCCGUCUCAAAAGAAACACGUGAUCCUGUUUUUAACGAAAUGAUUGAGUUUUAUGUCCCACAAAGUCAGGUUACUUUAUCAGAUAUUCUUAUCAUGGUUUUUUAUAAAGAUGACAAAAAUUUUAAUGAAACAAUAGGUAAAAUUUUGAUAGGAAGUCAUGCCCAAGAAGAUGGGUACAAACAUUGGAACAAAACAUUAGAGAAUCCGGAACAAUCUUUUGCUAGGUGGCACGCUAUAAAAAAAUAGUUCUCAUUGAUUUUGAUAUGAACAUAAGGUUUUAAAAUAAAAACAAAACUUGAUAUUUUUGUAAAAUCUUUUUUUUUACUAGAUAUUUUAUAUGU